Acyrthosiphon pisum (pea aphid) is the source of this 261-nucleotide messenger RNA. RefSeq names its product DNA-directed RNA polymerase II subunit RPB9-like. The transcript has 2 exons. The annotation marks the transcript as partial. Gene Ontology annotation, biological process: transcription initiation at RNA polymerase II promoter; maintenance of transcriptional fidelity during transcription elongation by RNA polymerase II; transcription-coupled nucleotide-excision repair. The record is from RefSeq and is a predicted model, not a curated record. Gene Ontology annotation, molecular function: DNA-directed RNA polymerase activity; zinc ion binding; nucleic acid binding. Gene Ontology annotation, cellular component: RNA polymerase II, core complex. NCBI's taxonomy places the organism in Eukaryota, Metazoa, Arthropoda, Insecta, Hemiptera, Aphididae.
UGCGAUCACAGACAAAUGGCUGACAGCAAUUGCAUUUAUGUGAACAAAAUUAUGCACGAAAUCAACGAACUUACUCAUAUUGUUUCCGAUGUAACGUCUGAUCCAACUUUACCCAGGUCUGAAGAUCAUCCCUGUCCAAAAUGUAAACACCGAGAAUCAGUAUUUUUCCAAGCUCAAACUAGACGUGCAGAGGUAUAUCUUAUACUAGGAAUUUUAUUUUAUUUAAUUCUUAAUUUGGUUAUUUUUAGAUUCUGAGUGGAA